GUUAACAUGACCGCUAGGUCCAUUAUCCAGCCGCAUCGGUCAGGAGCAGCGCUGUAUCUCACGAGAUAGCAAGCCCUCGCCCCCAGAAACCUUCUGGAGAGGAGCUCUGCAACAAUCAAAACCGGAAACCCCACCGCUGGCCGGCCCCAUGCGAAGAUGUGCGACAGCCCCAAGAUAAAGACGAGCACACCUACCAAGAAGAAGCCCGAGGACGACGACGAGGAGAAGAAGGAGCCGCCCCUGACGCCGUCGCAGCGCAAGCGCUCGGAAGAAGAAAUCAUCCUCAGCGCGCCCGCGUCCGCGCAGUCCGCCAAGAGCAAAGAGAGCCCGGAGAAGGAGCCCAAGUCCAAAAAACAAAAGCGCCAGUCGGAAAAACUCAAGUGCAUUUCCUCGCCGAAGCCGAUAGGUAUAUAGAAUGUCAUCGAUAGGGGCGAGAAAGCAGCUGAAAGCAGCUUUACAUCACGAACAGGUGGCCAAGUCGUUACUCGCUCGGUUCCGCAUCGAGAACGCCCCGUCCCUCAAAUAUGCGGAAGCGCGCGAGCGCUACGACCGAGCGGCGCGCGCCUACGCGGCCGCGGGCAAGCCCGAGCGCUGCGCCGACGCCUACGGCAAGUGCGCCGACAUGUCUGCAAGGCUCAGUCGGGGUGCGACCGCCGAGGCCGUCGAAUACCAUGUCCGGUGCGGCGAGCUGAGCGAGGCCAAUGAUCCUGAUCGAGCAAGAGAUCAUUAUGCGGAGGCCUGCGACCAGUGCUGCGACCUAGGUAGCUGGGCCACUGCCGCGGAGCUGCGACAUCGCGUGGCCCGCUUAGCAGCACGAGACGCGCAGGACGACGAGGAGGGCUGGUCUGAAAGAGUGCUCCUAUUGAGGAGCGCGGCGGACAUGUACGGCGCCGCGGCGCGGCGGCUGCACGACGAGACGAAAGCGGCAAAGAUGCGCCUCUGCAAGCUCGAGGCGGCGGCCAUCGAGGCCUUGCAGCUCAAGUUGUACUCGCGCGCGGCGGAUGCGUUUGAGGCCGUCGCGACGGAGGUCGUCCAGGACAAUUUGACGGCUGCGAACGCGACUCGACUAUUCUUCAAAUCAGCACUAUGCAGCUUAGUAGGCGGCGAGCACGACUUGAUGCGCGGCAAGGUCGAAAUCUUCGCUAAAAGAGAUCCGGUCUUCGGCGCGUCGCCGGAAAAGCUGUUCUUGGUGGAUGCCAACCGGUGCGCCACCGCCGAAGGGCUGCCGGACUACGAUACCUUCGCCGACGCCGCCUACAACUUCUGCACCGUGCGUUCAUUGGACGCGUGGGACCUGUCCAUGCUCAAGGUCUUGAACGACGACAUGCGCGUGAAAUACGACGCCUACUGGUCUAGGGUCAAGCGGCGUGCGGCGCGCGAGAAGCGCCGCGCGCAGAAGCGCAAGGAGGAAGAAGAAAGGCAGGCGCGCAUGAAGCGCGACGAAGCCCGGAAAAAGAAGGACAAGGAGGACGAGUACCUCUAGCUUGUCGUCUCUGCGCCUCGGCGGCGCCGGCGGCGUCUCGCGCCAUCGAGCAGACGCCUCUGUCUCUUCGCCUCGGCGGCGGCGCCGUAGUCGCUGUCGUCGGGUAAUCAGUUGAAACUGA
Pelagomonas calceolata is the source of this 1604-nucleotide messenger RNA. Lineage: Eukaryota; Pelagophyceae; Pelagomonadales; Pelagomonadaceae. The record is from the annotation of a GenBank genome assembly.